UAAAACAAAGACACUACAGAACACUAAAGUAUGACUCUAUGGUAGGUAGCUACACUAGCGAACUCCAUACAACAACAACGUGAAGUGUUGUGGAGCGAAGAUCCUGCGUGUCCUGCGCUAUCCUGCCUCACACGUGGUCCGUGGACCUGCCGCCAGACAGCAGCUCCUUCGCGCGGCGCGGGCUUUAGGUGGGUGAGAUUAAUCAAUACGAGAUGCCGAUUGAAUGUUAAACUGGACUUGACCCGGCUUUUGGUUGUUUUCGCCGCAUCAGUAGAUGUACCCGCGAUGUGUCCGUGUAUAUAGUCGCGAGCAGUAGUGUUCCUCGUAGCCUCCAAGAGUGGCUUAUUUUGACUCUAGAGACCGCCUCAUCAAGGUCUCUGUGGUGUCCAGCGUGCGAGACAUCGAGUCCGUCGUCUGGCGACGCAAGCACGUAGUGAUGAGCGAGCAAGAUGUGGACGACGUCGCUUUCCUGACAGAUACGUUUUGGCCAGUUCCUGUAUUCUGUGGUGACAGCCAGACGGGUAUACACAAACGCAGUGUGUACGAACACAACGGUGUGGCAGUAUGUUCCCAGAAGAGAGCGCUCUGUAUCGCCACGGUGAUCAUGGCUAUCCUCUUCACCGUCUCCCUCAUCAUCGCCUACGCAGGGCCUCAAGCAGAAUGCCCCUGUGCGGGGGAGAUGCCUCCCUCCCUUGAUGGGGAAGAUGAGGAAGGGGUGAGGAACGUCAUCCCCAUAGCAACCAAUGGGGAGAUCUUCCCCUGGAACAACCAUAGGCUUCCUACGUUUGUCAAGCCUACUAGAUACCACAUAAACAUCCAUCCUAACCUGACCACCAUGGAUGUUAAAGGCCAAGUGACAAUUGAUUUCAACGUAGACAAGGAUACCUACUUCAUUGUUCUGAACUCAAAGAAUCUCACUAUAACUGAUAAGAUGGUGACAACAGAUCGUAAGACACACAGGCUACAAGUUGCUAGGUUUCUUGAAUACUCAACUGGGCAGCAGUUGUAUUUGGAGUUGAAGGAGAAGUUCAGAAAGAGAGUGAAUUACACCCUGAUCAUGAGAUACGCUACCAGACUCAGUAGAGAACUCGAGGGCUUCUAUCUCAGCAGCUACACUAACAAGGAUGGGGAGCGCAGGUACUUGGCAACAACUCACUUUGAACCAACUUAUGCCAGAGCCGCUUUCCCAUGUUUUGACGAACCCCAGUUCAAAGCUCGUUUCAAAAUGUCAAUCUUCAGAGAUCGCUUUCACAUAUCUCUAUUCAAUAUGCCAAUCAUCAACACUGAAGAUGCUGGAUUUUACAUGGGAACAGGGCUGUUGAGGGAUGACUUCCAAGAGUCGGUGGAGAUGAGUACAUACCUUGUGGCCUUCGUAGUGUGUGACUACAAGUACAUCAACGGUCACACGGCCCGGGGUGUCUCUGUAUCUGUGUAUGCUCCUCCAGACCUCAUACCACAGGCCAAGUUUGCCCUCAACACCGCCAUCAGCAUGAUGGACCACUACGAGGAGUUCUUCGGUGUCGACUACCCACUACCAAAACAAGAUUUGAUAGCAAUACCAGAUUUUGGAGUGGGAGCCAUGGAGAACUGGGGGUUGAUCACUUAUAGAGAGACUUCCAUCCUGUACGAUCCCAACGAGACGUCAGCCGCGGCUCACCAGUGGGUGGCUGUAGUGGUGGCUCAUGAGCUGUCACACCAGUGGUUCGGGAACCUAGUGACAAUGCGUUGGUGGAACGACCUGUGGUUGAACGAAGGGUUUGCCAGCUUCCUUGAGUACCUCGGGGUGGACCAUGUAAUGCCGGGGUGGAGCAUGAUGGACCAGUUUGUACUGGAGAAGACUCAACCUGGCCUUAACUUGGACGCCUUAGCAUCAAGCCAUCCGAUAUCUGUGUCAGUUCAUGAUCCGACAGAGAUUGAGGCCAUAUUUGACACAAUAUCUUACAGCAAGGGAGCAGCUUUGCUUUACAUGCUGGAAAAGUUUCUGGGCCAAGACACUUUCCGCAGUGGCUUGAAUGACUACUUGAACACCCAUAAGUAUUCAAAUGCUGACACCAAAGAUCUGUGGACAGUCCUCAGUAAACAUGCCAAUAACACUAUUCAAGUGAAGACAAUAAUGGACACAUGGACGAGACAGAUGGGGUUCCCUCUCAUCUCCAUCAGCAGAGAGGGCAGCACUGUGUACGCCAAUCAGACGAGGUUCCUGCUGACUCCCGACCCGACCAAUGAAAGCAUCCCGCUGGACCAGCCCAAGUCUCAGUUCGGCUACAAGUGGUACGUCCCUCUGAGCUACUACACCGACACCAGCGAUGAAGAGGAAACUGUGUGGAUGAAUAUGACUGACAUCAAGUUUGAGGUUGAUCCGAACAUUGAGUGGCUGAAGGCCAAUGUGAAUCAGUCCGGCUUCUACAGAGUCACUUACGACGAGGAGAUGUGGAAUGAUCUGAUACAAGCGCUGAAACUGAACCACACAGCCUUCAGUCCAGCUGACAGAGCAAGUCUCAUUGAUGAUGCCUUCACACUCUGCAGGGCUGGUCUACUGAAUGUCACUGUACCCAUGGAGCUGUCCCUGUACCUACUCAAGGAGAGAGAGUACGUGCCGUGGGCAACAGCGUUGGAACACUUCCAGGCCUGGAGUCGCUACUUGUCUGAAGCAGCUCCGUACAGACUGUUCCUGCGAUAUAUGAAACAUCUGCUGGGACCCGUGGCUCACUCACUGGGCUGGGAAGACACUGGCACGCACAUGAACAAAUUAAUGAGGUCAGACAUACUGGCAUCAGCUGUUCUCUGUGAUGUUGAGGAAACUGUAAAAGAUGCUAAAUCCAAGUUCCACUCAUGGAUGACUAAAGGGACCAGGAUACCACCAAAUCUUCGUGAAGUGGUUUAUUCAGCUGGUAUAAAGUACGGGGGCGUGAAGGAGUGGCAGUACUGUUGGACCAAGUACAACAACAGUGGAGUGCCGAGUGAGCGCAAACUACUGCUCCGAGUCAUGGGAGUGGCCUCCGACCCCUGGAUACUACAGAGGUAUCUCCUAGCGACUCUGGACAGAGACAAGGUGCGACCGCAGGAUGUGAAGGUUGUGAUCGCAACAGUUGCCUCCAACCCAGAGGGCCGGCUGCUGGCUUGGAGGCAUCUGAAGGCGCACUGGACCACUCUACAGGGUCUGUUUGGCAACUCCACCUUCACCAUGGGGAGUCUCAUAGGCAGUGUCACGUCCCACUUCUCAACUCCAUUUGACUACAAGGAGGUAUCCAAGUUCUUCCGCUACCUGAACGUGGGAUCCGGAGGUCGAUCACUGGAACAGAGUCUGGAGACUAUCCAGCUCAACAUCCACUGGGUGAGACGCAACGAGGAGCCAAUGUUUCAGUGGCUCACCAACUAUCUGGAGAGAUAGUUCCGGCACACUAGACAGUUCGCCCGUGUGACUCUCUACUGCACGCCUGACUCCGGAGUCAUGCCUCUCUGUCUCUAGUCUCUGUGAUCUCCUCCGACACUAGUCAAUAGAUACGUGUGGUCCCCGACAUAUUGUAACUGUGCCAAAAACCACCAAAGUGAGCUAUUUUAUCAAGUAGUAUAACUCAAUAGUUUCAUUGUCUUUUACCGGUACUUGUUCUAAAACGGUUUUAUUUUGAGAAAAUAAAUGUUUAUUUUAUUAUUUAUCCCCCAUUUCUUCUCAUCUAUGAGCAUGUAUACAUUUCAAUGAAUCAAACCUGCUCUUAAAAAUAAUAAAUUGAAGAAAACAUUGUUAUAUACUGUCUGGCUAAAUAUUUAGAUCCAAUUAUUCGUGAAGAAUUUCAUGCAUAAACCUUGAUGAAACCUAAGUACAGUAAUCAUCAUCAGACAAUGUGACAUUUCAAAGAACCGUAACUAAUUCAUAAGAAUCUGUAACCUCUCCCAAUCCACCAUUGUGCUAAAUAGUAGACCAGUUAAUAAAAAUCCACAGCCAGUUAAAUAAAAAAAAAUCAAUGUACAGUAAACUGAUUACUAAUAAAUUGACAAUAACUACCUACGUAAUAUAUCAUUACACAACUGUAAAUGGAAAUUUAAUUUGAAUUAGAUAGUUUACCAGGCUGCAAUUUCCUUAAAAUAUCCUUUCCAUGAAUAUUUAUUUAAUAUUUAAUUAUUCAUGGUUAAAUAACCAAAUCGAUUGAUUUUAUUGUUAUGGUUUCAAAGAAAAAUAUAUUGAACAUAUAGUAUAACAUUUUCUAAACACAUUCCUAUUUGUUGAAAUGAAUAAACAAAAUGUACUCUUAACUAGGAUGUCUUAGUUAAAAAUUAAGGUUGAAAUACUAUAAUAUGAUAACUGAACAAUAACUGUACAAUAUUUAAUUGAGAAUGUUAUCUUAGAAUAAGGACAUUUUAUUGAGACACACCACAUUUUAUUAGAUAAUGUAACUCAAUUUGAAUAAAUUGUUUGGGCCUAAAGUGUAAAUUUGUGAUGUGUUAUUAAAAAAUAUAUAUUUAGGUUGGUACGCAUGAGUGUCCAAUGAGGUCCAAAUUGCAACAUCCGCAUAGCUCUUCUUUGUCUUAAAUAAAAAAUAUUUAUAGGUAUAUAUGUAAAUAAACCAUUACCGGUAUCACACCUUACUAUGCGUUAAAAGCUUUUAUUGGCUUGGAACAAUAAUACAAUUAGCAAACAUGGAUACAAUAAUUCAUGGGUAAAAUAACAUGAAACAUAUUUACAAUGCCCAAACUAUAAAAAUUAAAAUACAAAUUUAUAUAUGGAAUCAUGCCUAAAAUAAAUAUUAUAAAUUGCAAAAUUGCAAAAGUUGUUUUACUAUUUCAAGCUAAAUAAAAGUUUUGAGUGAAUUGUCUUUAGGUUUGUUGAAGUUAGUAAAAUACCAAAACAAGUAUAAUUGGAACCAUCAUAAAUACUUUGUGUAGUUUGAAAUUAAUCAACCAGGUAUAAAUUGUAGAACCCAAACUAUGGUAAACAACGUUAUUGCGAAGAAAGGAGACGGGAAUUGCUUAUUAAUACAUUUUUAAAUGAUUCAUGUUUCAAUUUGAUAAUAUUUUCUACUGAAAUAAUAGUAUGAAAAUGGACAUAAAACAUUUAACAAUACCUUAUGUUUUGUACAGUAUUUAAUUUUUUUCUACAGAACCUUUACCAUUCAUAAGUUUUUUACUUGUUUUAACGUAUUGAUUUCUUUCACAGGAAUAAUUCAUACCGGUACAGGUUUUAUCAUAGAAUAAUAUCAGUAAAGUAAUUUCUUUAUGUAGGUGCAAAAUUUAUACAAAAGCUUUGAGUAAUUUUGAUAGUCUAUAAAGGUCUUUUGGUAAUAUUAAGAUCAAUAAGAAAAACUACUUGUGAUGCUACUUUUAUGAUAAAUUUUGAACUGUUUUUGUAGAUGUGAAUUUAAAGUGGUCAUAAGGAGUCAAUUAGUUUAAAUUUCUAAAUUUUUCUCAGAGUUUUUAUGUUGCUAAAAGUGGAUUCUUCAUAUUUAUUAGAAACUCUUGUUAGUAUAUAUAUUUUUUAUUUUUAUUAAAACAUUACUAAAACUCCAGUAGCAAAUCUAGGUACUUGGAGAUUUUAUAAUUUUAUACAUCCAAGUGUCCAGGUUGAAAAUAGUGUUUAAAAUAUUACCUCAUUAUUUUAACUAUAAAAUGCUAUUAGUUAGUAGUAAAAAAAUAGAUUUUAAUUUUAUAUUUUUGUACCUAUGUGAGGUAGACCAAUUGUAGAACAAUUUUGUAAAUAUUAUAAAAUACUAUCUGUCCAUCAUUUUACCAUAUCACACUUUUAAAAAAUAUUUUAGAUGUAGUUAAAAACAUAAAUAACAUAAAGUAAUAAUUUUGACAUUAAUUUAUACAUAUAUGCAUGAAAUAGUUUUGAUAUGUUAAUUAUGCUAAACAUUCUGUAGGUUCAAUUUUAAGGUUCCAAGCUUUAUGUGAGUAAUGCGUUAAAAUUUAGAAAAUAGUGUGGAAUGAUAGAAUCGCCAUUUAAGCAUAGUAAGACCACAAAAUAUACUUGGACUUGGAUACAACUGAUCAAAUAUGGCAAACUUUUUUGUAAUAUCACAAAAGGAAUGUUGCAAGAGAGUACACAGGUAUAGCGAUUUUCUUGUAUGUUAUAUUUGUUGUUUUCUUGGAUGAUAUCGCCAAGUUGAAUUGAACUAAAGUACAUUGACACAAUCUAUAUAAUUAAUACGCUACAUGAAACUUUGUCGGUUGAACUCCUCCGCCAUUUCUUAACCGAUUUUAUCCAUUGACGUCUCAUUGGAAAGAACGUGUCGCGUAGAUUUGCAAACUGAUCCUACAUUUUUGAAAAAGUCCCUUGGGCUCUGCCCCAGUGGCUGUUAAAGUUCCCAUGUUAUCCUUAUGAAGAACAUAAUUGUUUACAUUUUGAUCAGCUGUAUAAUUUAAUUGCUGUUAUUUAUUUUUCAAUUCAAAGUCUUUUAAACUCAUCGGAAAUUGUGAUGACUUUUAUUUGUUUUUAAAUAACUACUUUACUUCUUUGCAAUUGCUCGAUUUCGAGCAACGUGUUUACUAGUAAAUAUAGCUGAUUAGUGUAUAUGUCAGGUCCUCAUAUGAUCAAGGCCACUUUAGUAAAUGGGCCCACAGAUGUUUUUGAAAAUUACCCCAUAAGAGAGGGGGAGCAAUGAUCCCUCGGUCCCAUAGUGUCACAUGCAAACUACGGCAUUCAUAUAACGAUAAUUUAUUUGAAAAAUUUUUAAUUUAUCAAAUAAAAUACAGUUUACAGCAUGAUUUGGUAUCCAUAAGUGGUGAUUUGUUGUGCAGGUGAUCCACCCAAACAGCCUGGGUGCAGUAGUAAGAAAAAAAUAUUCCUCAUUUAAUGUUGGAAGCAUGCAAUCGCUACCAUUCUUAUGUAUCAGUAUUAUUAGUUGUAAUCUUUAAUAAAGAAUAAAGGCUAUGUUGUACAUACUCUAAAUUGUGACAAAAUAGAUAAAUUAUGCAUUUGUUUUGUUUAAUUAAAAACAUGAACAAUUACACAAUGUCAUUAAUUUAUUCUAACUAUUGAUAUUGUGUGUUUUUUUUUUUACUGAAAUAUGUGUUUUUACAUAUUUAUGUGUCUGUUACUUUUAUUUUGUUGAUGUAUAUGUUGUGAGUUUUGUAAAUUAGACUAGGUAUGUUAUUUAUUACAAUUUAAGAAAGCGUUGAGGAAUUUAAAACCUGUAAACACAAAACAACUAAAUUAGAUCAAAAGAGAUAAUGUAUACUUCAUAAUAAGUGAGACAGGAGUUUCAUUGUGGAGAUUUUGUGUUCACACAAAACAACAGAUUAACUAAUGCAUAUCAGUUGUAAAAAAUAUAUAGUAAUGUUUCUCUCUAAAAGACUAUAAAGAAUUUUCCUGGCUACAAAAUAUAUUUAAAAUUAGUCAAAUCAUUAAUAAAGAGUGCUAGGUAGCAUAGACAAACUCUCAAAUGAAUUGCAAUUUCAAAGUAUUUCUGCUGCAUUUCUCAGUUUUGGAGCGACAAAUUGUCAUCUCAUUGGCAAUUUGCAAUAGCAGAAGUUAACGGCUAAUAAAUUUUAACUUCAAUAAAUUACGUCAUUAUUCGUGGGUGUGCUUAUAAUCCUCAUGGGUGAUUCACUUCUAGUGCUUUAAAUGCAUGCUUUGAUUUUUCCAGAAGAAUUUUAUUAUUGAAUGCAAUGCUCUUGAUACAAUUUCCUUUGAUCCACAAAUUGUAACCUAUCUACCGAUAAAACCAUCAGAUAUACACUUUUCUCCUAAUUUGCUCAUAACAAUAAAUUAUUGUUUCCUUAGAGCUAGGGUGCUUAGAAUAAGAUCUGUCUGUAUACAUUAUAUUUAAUAAGCUAAAUAAGUAUAUAUUUUUACAAACAAGCCAUAAAUGUCUAUAGUGUCUUUAAUAAGUUACUGCUGCGUGUAAACUUGAUUUAAUAGUUGUAAACUUAUUUUGUUUAUAAUCAAAAUUGUAAAAAGUAAAUAAAAAUUGCA
Molecule: messenger RNA, 7909 nt
Organism: Macrosteles quadrilineatus (aster leafhopper)
Lineage: Eukaryota; Metazoa; Arthropoda; Insecta; Hemiptera; Cicadellidae
Product: glutamyl aminopeptidase-like
Exons: 18
Coding region: 437-3391 (984 amino acids)
Biological process (GO): peptide catabolic process; proteolysis
Cellular component (GO): cytoplasm
Molecular function (GO): peptide binding; metalloaminopeptidase activity; zinc ion binding
Source: RefSeq, a predicted model, not a curated record